ACCUAUCGAGGGUUUAUCAUCUCUUUCACGGCAUAAAAAUACAGAUAAUAGAAAUAAAUACAGAAACAAAUGUAAACAUAAUUGAUAAGCGUGAAUAGUUCUUCAUCGUUUAGGAACUUAAGUUACUUGUAACUUAUACAUAUGUGCCAACUUACCAUCUUUACUUUAAAACCGGAAUCUCAAACAAGAUAAUAUGGCAUUAAAUGGAUUCUUAGAGUUCUUUCAAAAGGGCAAGACUUUUAGGCCAAAGAAGCCCUUUGCCUCGGGAACAAUUAGAUAUUCGCUACACAAGCAAGCUCAGGCCAGUCUGCAAUCCGGGAUUAAUCUUCGGCAAGUUGUGCGGCUGCCCCAAGGGGAGAAUUUGAACGACUGGCUGGCUGUACAUGUUGUGGACUUUUUCAACCGCAUAAAUCUCCUUUACGGCACUGUCUCCGAGUUUUGCAACGAAACUACAUGUCCCACAAUGUCUGGAGGAUCCCGGUAUGAGUAUUUAUGGGCUGAUGGAGAUCUAUAUAAAAAGCCAACUGCACUCUCAGCCCAAAAAUAUAUUGAACACUUAAUGGACUGGAUUGAGACACAAAUCAACAAUGAAUCUGUCUUUCCCGUAUCUACUGAUGUUCCUUUUCCGAAAAACUUUUCAGCCAUUAGUCGGAAAAUUUUAACCCGUCUCUUUCGUGUGUUUGUCCACGUCUAUAUCCACCACUUUGAUCGUAUAGUCAGCAUUGGCGCAGAAGCCCACGUAAAUGCCUGCUACAAACAUUUUUACUACUUUGUCCAAGAAUUCGACAUGGUUUCGGCCAAGGAGUUGGAACCGCUGCAGGAAAUGACAUCUAGAAUUUGCAAAGACAAGGAUUAAAUGUAUCUCGUACUAGAUUGUGAUGUAAAUAUUUAUUGUUUAU
Messenger RNA from Drosophila suzukii, 899 nucleotides. It is a transcript of the gene Mob3, whose product is annotated as MOB kinase activator 3. The record is from RefSeq and is a predicted model, not a curated record. NCBI's taxonomy places the organism in Eukaryota, Metazoa, Arthropoda, Insecta, Diptera, Drosophilidae. Gene Ontology annotation, cellular component: cytoplasm.